Fusarium verticillioides 7600 is the source of this 3233-nucleotide messenger RNA. RefSeq lists its product as hypothetical. The transcript is spliced from 4 exons. NCBI's taxonomy places the organism in Eukaryota, Fungi, Ascomycota, Sordariomycetes, Hypocreales, Nectriaceae. Gene Ontology annotation, cellular component: RZZ complex. Gene Ontology annotation, biological process: endoplasmic reticulum to Golgi vesicle-mediated transport; mitotic spindle assembly checkpoint signaling. The coding region runs from base 807 to 3110 and encodes 767 amino acids. The record is from RefSeq and is a predicted model, not a curated record.
UGACCUCAAGAACAAUGCAAGCCAAAGAUGGGCUUUCAUGAACAAUCCAUCAAAGUGGCUUGUGCUCGUCAUUGAUUGGCUGUACUACCGCCAAGCGCACUGGCCAACGUUCAGCCACUUCCAUUAGUGCUUGGCUUCAGCCUUCAGUGGGAAAGUGGCAGGUGCGCCAGGGAGGGAGGGAAGUGCAGCAGUGCUAUCAUGACGGCACUGGAAAGUUGCCAACUUGUGGCUCAUCCUCGACUGUAACUUGCGACAGACACCAACAGCUCAUGACAAGAGCCCACAGCAAGCCAUGAGAAGAUUGAUUUUCCACUUUGAAUUUUGAGCUGUCCAAUUACUAUUCGAGUCCCACAAGUGCCACAUAUCACUAUUACGCUCCACGAACAACUCAGCAGCCGUUGUGCUAAACCGACGAUACGAUACACAACUAGCUUCACCUAACGUUGCCCGACCUUCUUACGAUAAUACACUUCCCUCCAUCACGAUGGCUGCGACAACGGAGCAAGCUCCGCAGCAGCUGAGCGACGCUCUCGUCGCCUUCUCCCUCGAAGGUCGAUUCCCCGACGAUAUCUCCGUUCUACCUCCUGUAUCCGAAACCGACAUGCAACCUGCGAUCCAAGCUCUGGCGAAAACCAAGCGAGAUCUGGAGGUAAUAUGACUCCAUUCAAACGAACUCCAACCAGCUAUGUUGCUCACGACGCCCACAGGCCGAGCUACAUACCAUCAAUCAAGAAACAAAGCAAGAUGUUGAUUCCUGGGUACGGAAUUCAAAGACUCUACAAGAAGACAUAUUCCGCUCCAAGGCAAUGGCCAAUGAGAUUGAACGGCAAUCUGAAGCUCCUGAUGUCUCUGGUGAGGCGAUUCAAGAUGCAGAGGAAAAGGCCGAGUUCUUAAAUCGGGAAGUCCAGUACAGUCAACAGCUGCACGGCGUAUUGCAAGGCAUCAAACGUGUCAACCAGCUCCUAAGUGAAGUCGAAGCUGCCAAAAAUGAAUGUCGCAUAUUAGACUCUUUACGGCUACUUGAGAAGUCAUGGGAAGCAAUUGACCAAAUUGGUGUAAGCAAAACUUGUCGAGUCAUGAAACUUUUGAAUCUUCGAAGUUUCGAGCUCAAAUCUUCUGUUCAUGAGGUUUUCGACCAUAUAUGGAAGACAUUGAUUCAUGCGGAUAUUGAGACACGCCAAUUCGCCGUCUACAAUGCUGUUGAGGAUGAGCAAAUGAACCUGUCCGAUGCAGUAGUUGGCCUUCAAGCUUACAAGGAGGUCGAUGAACGCAUGGAGCAGUUAUGGCGAAACGUAGAUGCCGCAAUCAUAUCUCCCCGUAUGGAUGUUAAAAGUGACACGUUGCCUACUAUACGGGCAGAUGGAGAGAUCCUCAAGUUAUCAGGGGGAGCCCCAAGAUCAGUCGAUGCUUUGCUCGACGACCUAGAAACGGCCUUCGCUUUUCUCGCCCAAAAACUUCCUUCUGAUCUCUUGCCAUCACUUGGGAACUUUAUGAUGGGGGACGUGAUACCCAAGCUUAUUGAGGAGUGGCUGGAGGUUGCAGUACCUUCAUCGCUGAAAGAGAUGGACAACUUCCAGGCCAUGAUCAAGAGAGCUCGCGAGUUCUGCCAGUCUCUGACUCAACAUGGAUAUACGGGCUUCAUAGAUUUACAAAACUGGGUUGACAAUGCGCCGUCAAUAUGGCUUGGAAAGUGUCGAGAGACAACGCUCGACUCUGUCCGAUCCAAGUUACUUGGUGGAAUUGGCGAGUCAAAACAGGUUGAGAAGGUUGAGAAGCAAAUGGUAUCCCUGGCAGAAGGCAAAGAGAUCACACAGACGCCAGGAGGAGCUGCAGCAAACACCGAAGCUGCUGACUGGGGGGCUGAUUGGGGUGAUGCAUGGGAGGAAGAUAAUGAGCAACCCGAAGGCCAGAACAAAUCUGCCUCGAAGGGACCGGACUUUACGAAGGCUGACGAAGACGACGGAGCAGAUGCAUGGGGAUGGGAUGAGGAGGAUACCACCACUGAGGCUAAAGACACCAAAGAAGCCCCAGAAAACGAUGAUGAAGAUGAUAGUGCUGCUGCUUGGGGCUGGGGAGACGAGGACACGACCCAGGAGCCAGUACAGGCAUCGAAACCAAAUGGCAAACCCCCUCAUUCCCAAGAGGAGACUCGGGAGCUCGUACUAAAGGAGACAUAUAGCGUGUCGUCCAUGCCUGAGCCUGUCCUUGAACUAAUUUAUGCCAUCUUGGAGGAUGGUGCUGCACUCACGAGGGAUGAUGUGAAAUAUGCCCCUGUUGCAGCUACAGCGCCUGGUCUAUUUGGUCUACCAACAUUUGCAUUGGCCUUGUUCAGGGCCAUCUCACCUCAUUACUACUCUAGAAGUGAGGGUGGCAACAUGUUCCUAUACAACGAUGCUAUGUAUCUAGCAGAAAAGCUCUCCGAAUUCGCUGGUGGCUGGAAGAAGCGAGAAGACUUAACACCUAGGGCGCGAAACAUGCUACGGCUUGACAACGACAUCAAGAGCCUGCAAGCCUUCGCCAAUCGCAGCUAUGCCAACGAGAUGAACAUCCAAAAGACCAUUCUUCGAGAUUUCCUUGGUGGAGCGCAAAGCCUCAUGCAGCAAGAUGAGAUGGAGGCUUGUGUCGAGUUAGCUUCAGGCCGCAUCCGUGCCAUGGCUUCUGUCUGGAAAUCUAUCCUCGCUCGUUCAGUCUGGACUCAGGCUCUGGGUUCGCUCGCCGAUGCUCUCGCGACCAAGCUCAUCACAGACGUCCUCGAGAUGUCGUCCAUCGGUCAAGAAGAGGCAUACAAUAUUGCAAAAACAAUCGCUACAGCUACUGAGCUCGACGACCUCUUCCUGCCCAGCACCCUAACAGGAACUGCCAAGUCGGAAAAUGAGGUCCCUCAGACUGCCCAGUACGCCCCUAGCUGGCUACGUCUCAAGUAUCUGAGCGAGGUCCUGCAGAGCAAUCUUAACGAGGUGCGUUAUCUAUGGUGCGAGAGCGAAUUGAGUCUGUACUUUUCGGUCUCUGAGGUUAUAGACCUUAUUGAGGCUAGCUUCGAGACGAACUCGAGGACGAGGGAUACCAUUCGUGAGAUUCAGUCCAAACCUACACCUUUGGAUGGGCGAUGAGGUAUUUUUAUGUAGCGAUGAGGGCUUAUGUGAGAUAUUUUGGAAAUUUAGCAUUUAUGGCGCUUUAGAAAUAAAAUUUGUGAUUAUCUGGCCGUAUAAAGCUUUGCUCUGUUUCUGUUUCGU